Molecule: messenger RNA, 1114 nt
Organism: Cataglyphis hispanica
Lineage: Eukaryota; Metazoa; Arthropoda; Insecta; Hymenoptera; Formicidae
Gene: sta
Product: 40S ribosomal protein SA
Exons: 6
Coding region: 103-1041 (312 amino acids)
Biological process (GO): cytoplasmic translation; ribosomal small subunit assembly
Cellular component (GO): ribosome; 90S preribosome; cytosolic small ribosomal subunit
Molecular function (GO): structural constituent of ribosome
Source: RefSeq, a predicted model, not a curated record
GUCGUUCGCGUGUAAACGUAUGGCGUAUCUAACUUCCUUUCCCAUUGAGGUCUCCUAGUGGCAUCGUAUAACGUUGACUCGUAAUUCAACCAAAACGUUAAAAUGUCAGGAGGUUUAGAUGUAUUAGCUCUUAAAGAGGACGAUGUUACCAAGAUGUUGGCUGCUGGUACUCAUCUGGGUGCUGAGAACGUCAACUUCCAGAUGGAACAGUACGUCUAUAAGAAGAGAGUUGAUGGUGCUGGUGUAAAUGUCAUCAAUCUACGUCACACCUGGGAGAAGUUACUGCUCGCGGCUCGUGCCAUCGUCGCCAUCGAGCAUCCUAGCGAGGUUUUCGUCAUCAGUUGCCGUCAUUCGGGUCAAAGAGCUGUGCUGAAAUUUGCAGCUCAUACUGGCGCCACCCCCAUCGCUGGACGGUUCACUCCUGGCGCAUUUACUAAUCAGAUCCAGGCUGCUUUCCGUGAACCACGUCUGCUGAUCGUCACAGAUCCAUCGACCGAUCAUCAACCCAUCACUGAAGCCAGUUAUGUGAAUAUCCCGGUCAUCGCUUUCUGCAACACUGAUUCGCCGCUGCGCUUCGUGGACAUUGCGAUUCCGUGCAAUACUAAAAGUCUGCAUACUGUUGGUUUGAUGUGGUGGCUGCUCGCAAGGGAGGUACUUCGGUUGAGAGGAUCUAUCCCGCGCGAAACCAAAUGGGAUGUGGUAGUCGAUCUCUUCUUUUACAGAGAUCCUGAAGAGGCGGAGAAGGAGGAACAAGCCGCAAAGGAGAUCGCGCCGGCGAAGGAAUUCACGGGUCCGGUAGAGACGGCCCCUGCUGCGGAACCCGGCUGGGUGAACGAAGUAGAAUCGACCACCGUGGCUACCGAGAAUUGGGCCGACGACGUAGCACCUCCGGCAGCCGCUGCUAUUCCCCCUGCAGCUGGCACCGCACAGCCAUUCCAACCAAGCGGUGACUGGGCCGCGCAGCCUCCAGAGGAAUGGUCGACACCUGUGGCAACCGCCGCUACUCAAAGCUGGGGAGGUGCAAGCAGCGAAAAAUGGUAAUCUCGCACAUGCCGACAUCUUGAGAACAAUGCAUACUUUGUACAAUGUCUGUAACAAGACCCAUUGAAACGAA